UUCCAGAAAGUAUUAUUGAAGAAGCGCUUCGCCUGUCUAGUGCCUCCAUUAUGAUACGUGUUGCCAGUGAUGACUUUACGCUGACACUGGAUUCAGGUCAGACAGCUGAUGUGAGAAAAGGAGAUUACAUUGCUCUUUACCCCCAACUUAUACACUUGGAUCCUGAAAUCUACCCCAAUCCUACAGAGUUCAAAUAUAACCGCUUCCUGGAUGAAAAAGAUCAACGAAAGAGUAAUUUCUUCAAAAAUGAGCGACGGUUAAAGCAUUUCUUGUUGCCGUUUGGUUCUGGUGCUAGCGAGUGCCCUGGCCGUUUUUUUGCAGUAAAUGAGAUUAAACAGUUCCUCGCACUGACACUGUGGCAUUAUGACCUACAGCUCAGUGACUCUGAUGCCACUCUGGUUCCAGACAAUACUCGUGCAGGCCUGGGUAUACUGCCACCAUCACGAGAUGUCCUUCUCAGAUACAGAAGGAAAACCAACACCACCACAGAACAGUUAAGAUAGGAAAUGGAAGUAGAUGGAAAGUAUAAGAUGCAAGAAGGAACAUGAAGACCUUUGCCUAUAGGACAAGUGAAAUGGCAGUCUAUCUAGUUUCUAUAUGGUAAAUGAUGAUUUGACUUUGUAUGAUGGACUGAAAUCAAUGAAAACGUAGCACUCUACAUUGGCCUAUAAUAAUAAAGUCAAAUAAAGCCAAAAAU
Molecule: messenger RNA, 697 nt
Organism: Sinocyclocheilus rhinocerous
Lineage: Eukaryota; Metazoa; Chordata; Actinopteri; Cypriniformes; Cyprinidae
Product: cholesterol 7-alpha-monooxygenase-like
Exons: 2
Coding region: 51-503 (150 amino acids)
Biological process (GO): bile acid biosynthetic process; cholesterol homeostasis
Molecular function (GO): steroid hydroxylase activity; heme binding; oxidoreductase activity, acting on paired donors, with incorporation or reduction of molecular oxygen
Source: RefSeq, a predicted model, not a curated record